Molecule: messenger RNA, 1153 nt
Organism: Babesia bovis T2Bo
Lineage: Eukaryota; Apicomplexa; Aconoidasida; Piroplasmida; Babesiidae
Product: RNA recognition motif domain containingprotein
Exons: 4
Coding region: 147-947 (266 amino acids)
Cellular component (GO): mRNA cleavage and polyadenylation specificity factor complex
Molecular function (GO): mRNA binding
Source: RefSeq, a predicted model, not a curated record
ACAAACCAUAUGUGUAGCCAUAUGCAUACUAUAGAGAAUAAUUGUUCGUUCAUCAAAAAAUGUAGGGAGUCAUAUUUUUUGUCAUGGUGUGUUAAGAAAAUAUAUAUCCGUGUCAAGUCAGAAGGAAAUAUGGUUGAUUCUACGCCAUGAAUGAUAAAGCAAAAAAUAUCAAAUUGUUUGUAGGAAAUCUGCCAUACGAGAUCACCGAAAUCGAAUUGCGAAAUAUACUUCAAGGUUGUGGUAACAUAAGAUUCGCCAUUAUACGAAAGGACAGGCAAACGAAUAAAAGUAAAGGGUAUGCUCAUGUGGAAUAUCGCUAUGACUGGGAGGCAGUUGCGGCCUUCAAGCGUCUUUUAGGGAAGGAGAUUCAUGGUAGGAUACUUAAAGUUGAUUUUUGUGAUGAAGUUCUUCGAAAGCGAUACUCCGAAUUGGUAACUGCUGCUGCCAACAUCCAAAAACCUGUAACUGUCUCUAGUGUACUACCUUCCGUCCUUUCCUCGGAAGGAAAUGGCAGCAUCAAUACCCAUGCUGAUCAGAAUGUGGCCGAACUUAUUGACGGUAAUCGCAUUUCUUUUAAUUCACCGGAAUACCUAUCCACUUUACUGCAAAAUGCAUCUCAAAAACGACUCAGACCCGAUGAUAUUAUGGUGGAUUCUAAUGGUCGUAUGUUCAACGAGGAAUUAUUUUCUAUUAUCAGUAACAUGAAUAUGCUACAUGUUGCAGAACUAAUAAAUUUUAUUGAUGAACGAAUGAUGGAGUCCACCGUUAACAGUCGUCAUGUGAUUCGAUCUCAUUCAAAUUUUGAUUCGGUUCUCACACAUGCUAAGCUAUUACUGAAUGUGAAUAUGAUAAACUCAGGUAUGUCAACGAAUAUGAGGUUUUCCCGCAAUGAUAAUUUGUCAAGCAUAUUGAAGUAUUAUAUAUUGGGGCUAAAAAUGAACAUGUGAUGAUAAUUACUGUUUUCCCUGACACUUUGAGCAACUUCGCAUCAUAUGUUACUUGAAGUUGGUCUCUACUUGGCAGCGUUAUCCUCCACUCAAUCGCAUUAACAUGGGUAGCAUACCAAUCAACUACAAAUUCCAUAAUAUUUUUGGAGGGUCAGAUGAGCAUUACCUCAUCGUAUUAUAUUGUGCGUUACUUUUUAGGUGGUAGG